This is a messenger RNA of Anastrepha ludens (Mexican fruit fly), 2327 nucleotides long. RefSeq names its product phosphorylated adapter RNA export protein (gene Phax). Gene Ontology annotation, cellular component: nucleus. The record is from RefSeq and is a predicted model, not a curated record. Gene Ontology annotation, biological process: snRNA export from nucleus. Lineage: Eukaryota; Metazoa; Arthropoda; Insecta; Diptera; Tephritidae. Bases 219 to 1664 code for a protein of 481 amino acids. The transcript is spliced from 5 exons.
UGGGACAAGUGAACUAUCAACGGUUUGUGCGGUGAAGUUAAAGAUUUAAUACUAAAACAUUAUUAUUUUACUUACGAUCCGCCGUUCUUAAAAUCAAAAUACAGUUAAUCAUGUAUUUAGCAGUUUUCUUUUCGUGAUUGAUUGAAAGUCAUUAACUUUUGCUUGUUAAACUGCAACGUAAGUAAAAGUGCGACGCAACAUUACAACUCGUUGCAAUUAUGAUGGAACUGAAUGCGAAUACGUACGACGUUGAUCUGGAGGAUGGAGAGCUGUCUGCUAGUUCAGAUGACUAUACACCAUUACAACGCCCAAGCACAUUGUCAGUCAACACAUCGGUUGCCCUUGAUGGCGCUGCUACGAUUGCGGAACAAUGUAGUCCAUUGGCAACUUGUCACGAUAUGCAACGUGCAUUAGAGGAAGAUGAAUUAGAGGAUUCACAUGGCAGUAGCGGUGAUUCGUCGUCAAGUGAAUCUUCCGAUGCAUGUCUAAAGAAACUAUCGACAACUUCUGCACAUGAUGGAUCAGCUGAUGCGCAUGCACAACGUAAGCGUCGGAAACGUGUACGCCGUACAGUGAUGGUACGUAUACCUCCUUCUACCAUGGAAACGCAAGAAAAGCGUGCACGCUUCAAGAAGUAUAAUAAUUGGACGGCAGCACUGCAAGAAGAGGCGCUAACCGAAAACAUGCGCAGCUGCGAAGUAGCGCGGUCAAAUAGCGCUAUUAGUGAUCGUAAUGUUGAAAAUUAUGAUUUUACGCUACAUAGACGUUUGAACGGUAAUUGUCUUAAGCGACGACUUUCCAAUUCUACUGAUGACUUUUCUGAUAAUGAGUUAAUGCCUGUGGCGAAACGAGGACGCUGUGCAAGUGAAGCGGCCGCACAUCGUCGUUCGGUAAAAAGUCGUUUAGGGUAUCGAUCACGUACUCUGAGGGGAAGACGGGGCUCAUCACCUACCAGCGGCUCAGAUACCUCUUGCGAACCACGACACAUACUUGACUUGGAGCCUUUAGAAGGGCGUGAUCAAACUGAUGUUGCGCGCGAAAUGGCUAAUAAAUUGCACGAGGAGAAAGAUGAAUUAUUGGUACGGGUUGUAGAUGUUUUGGGAACUAAAUUGCCGAUUGAAAUUUAUAAAGAAACGCAGCGUAUAGAGUUGGAUGGUGGUAUGAUGAUAAUGAAUGGCAAACGCCGACGUACACCGGGUGGAAUAUUCUUGUUUUUAUUGAAAAAUCAUGAAAGCUUAACGUUAGAGGAACACAAAGCUAUAUUUUCCCAAGAUCGGCAAAUAACUAACAAAUGGCGGAGAGAAAUGGAAACGCUUUCGCGUGAUCGCAAAGUAGAAGAGUUGAAAAAACGUUUAAGUGAGCAGGAAAAAGACUUGCCCGCUCUUAGUUCUAGAAAGGAGCAUUUUUUGCUUGGAUCAGAUUUGGAAAACCAAUCAGGAAACUUAUCUAAUCCACCGCCUUCACCAGUGGGUAAUGAACAAAGUCCAGAUUAUAAAGCUCAUGCCAUUAAUCAUGUACCAUCUGAUGCCGACAGCGAUGCUAUUCCUGAUAAGCCAUCAACUUCGGCAUCGGCAUUAGCGGCCUUAACAUCUCCAUCAAAGGAUUUAGUUGGUUAUGAUGAUGAUUUUAUCGAUGUUACUGGCGGUGAAAUGGAUUUAUUUUGAAGAAGAAUAUUUACUUUCCACUGAAGUACAGUAAGAGAGCAUGAAAGUUGAAAGGAAUUCAUUACCAUUAUUAAAACAACGUAAAUAUAUGUAUAUAAAAUACUUUUAUACAUAACAUACCAUAUAUAACAUAAGCACAUACAUCGGAAAUGUAAACAACUGCUAAAGAAAUUCGUAUUGUUCCAUAAAAAAAAUUGGUAGAACUUUGAUGCACAACGAGGGCAUGCAAACUUAUAUAUAAAAUAUUGAAAAAACCAACAGGCGUAAGCAGCUAUUCCCUUUCGAAUAGCUUUAAUGCCUACAACUGUCUACACGCAGCGGAAUGUAAAUAUGUAGACUGGGCGAGGGGAAAAUCACAGCUAUAGAAUGUUGCGUCGAUCGUUAAUUUUUCAUACAAAGGAUUUAUUGGAAAUAAUGAAUUCAAACAAUUUAAGAUAAGCGAUUUAUACACAAGCGAUCAUAUUCUUACAUAUAUAGAAAAUAUAAAUGUAUAUCCGAUAAUAAAUAAGAAAUUAUAGAAUUGAAAGCUGUAGGAAAACGCAAUCUUGAAAAAAACUGUAAAACGAUAUCGGUAAUUUAUUCACGUUAGAGUAAAAAAGAAAUACGUUCAAGAAAAAACCUAUCGCAUUUCAGUAAUAAAUUCGAGUACACUUAAAUAAUGCA